AUGUCUGCUUCGCAGACGUCGAUUGUAGGUUCCUUCAAACCAUCUACAGAGAGAAGCAAGUCUUCCACCUUUACCGCCUCCAGUUCGACUUCCAGAGGCGAGGGUCGGAGCCACUCAGGGGAUGCACAUCGCCCCGGGCCGGGACGACGAAGCAAUGCAAAAGUUAAGACGGGAUGCAUCAAUUGCAAGCAGAGACACAUCAAGUGUGAUGAGCUGCGACCUACUUGCUCUCAAUGUGCGCGAAGUAAAAAACAAUGCACUGGCUAUCCGCCGCCAGCACGCAGUGCCACAUCCCUGAUCGACAUCAGGAUUGCUCCAAAACCAAUUUCUACCGUUCGACCUCAAGCUGGAGGCUCAACUGCUCCCCGUAUUGGCAUUGUCAAGCCAACAGUCUUGCCGCCUCGACGUGCAAACAGACGCAAGCUGCAAGCAUCGGCGGCGCAGCAGCAGCUUGUCGUUGCCUCAAACACACACAUCCCCAUGAUAUACCAGCCCUCUGCCGGUCUCGGGUUUCAGCAGGCCGAAGGAUUAUAUUUUGAGCUGUUUCGCGUCCAGGCAGCGCCAGAAAUAUCCGGGUAUUUUUACUCCAGCUUCUGGGCACAAAGGGUCUUGCAGGAAUCCCAUUCCGAGCCCGCCAUUCGCCAUGCCGUCGUGGCCUUGGGAGCCCUGUACAAAACUCUGGAGCAAGGUUUUCAUCUGGCCACGUCGCCCCCGCUGAAGAAGGAUGCGCUUAAGAGUACUUGGUCGGCGCAUUGGGAAGUUGCAAUCAAGCAGUACUCCGACGCCUGCAACUCUACUUUGCUGCUCACCGGGCAGAGUCUACAGUCGUAUAGAAUACGACUCAUGGCUAGCAUACUCUUGGCGUGCUUCGACUCCUUCGUCGGGGAUCAUAAACUGGCCAUUCACCAGAUACGAACUGGUCUUGGGCUACUUGAACAACUUCAGGCCCAGCAUCCAAAUCAUCGAAACCCCAGCCCUGAAAGCAAGGUAGAAGACGAAAUACUUGACAUGUUCACUCGGCUGGCAAUACAAGCAAAGUCAUACGACAUGGCGUUCCAUUUCCCAGAACCGGACGUCAUUCGUCUCGCGCCACAACGGCAGCAGUCCAGGGGGUCCUCGCCCAUCUCGUCAGACCCCGGUUCUCCCGGCUCAUCUUCCAGCAUAACCAUUCCGCCUCGUUUCAGCUCGUUGACUGACGCGAGAAACGCUUCAGACAGGCUGUGCGAGAGACUGGUCAGGUUUAUAGAACGCCUACAAUUGGCCAAGAAUAACAAAAGCAACGUUUUGCCUGCCUCUUGGGUGGAAUACGGAAGGGACCUCAAAAGCCAGCUCGACGCUUGGAGCGAGGCAUUUGAAAUCAUAUUCCAAAAACGCCUGGACCCUCUAGUAAGCCACACCGAAAAGGCGGGAAUCGCAGCGUUGAAGAUGUUUCAAAUCAACACCAACAUUUUAUUCCUAAUGAUGUUUUGCGACACCGAAGUCCAGUUCGAUGAAUUCAAGCCGCACUUUCAAGCCAUCGUGGACCUCGGCUGGGAAGUCGUUGGUGCUGAGGAGAAGAAAGCCGCAGCACAGCAUUGCCAAGCUGGCGAGGCUUACCAGCAUCAACACAGAAGCAGCAGCAGCAGCAACGCCAACGCCAACACCAAUGGGACCUUCAGGGCCGGGAAACCCUGCACAAGCCACGUAAAACCAAGCUUCUCGGCAGACCUGGGCAUCGUCCCGCCCUUGUUCGUCGUUGCUACAAAGUGCCGCGAUGCGAGACUGCGACGCCAGGCCAUUCAGUUGCUGCGAAGCAGCGCCAGGAGAGAGGGCAUGUGGGAUAGCGAGCUAGCAGCCAACAUUGGACAGUGGGUGAUGCAGGUCGAGGAGUCGGACGAACCCAUGCAGUUCCAGCCAGGAGUCAUGGCGUCUUUGCCGACGAAACCCAUUCCAGAGGAGAGGAGAAUCAUGGUCAAGUCGGUUGACUUUAAUCUCCACUACCGCCGUGCCGAUCUUCGCGUAGGCACCAGAGCAGUGCACGAGGGGCAAGCCGACGACAGGGUGAAAACAACCACGAUCAGUUGGUGA
Ustilaginoidea virens is the source of this 2067-nucleotide messenger RNA. RefSeq lists its product as uncharacterized. Gene Ontology annotation, biological process: regulation of DNA-templated transcription. NCBI's taxonomy places the organism in Eukaryota, Fungi, Ascomycota, Sordariomycetes, Hypocreales, Clavicipitaceae. The coding region runs from base 1 to 2067 and encodes 688 amino acids. The transcript is spliced from 2 exons. Gene Ontology annotation, molecular function: zinc ion binding; DNA-binding transcription factor activity, RNA polymerase II-specific. The record is from RefSeq and is a predicted model, not a curated record.